CAAUUGCUGUGGGCGUGGCUGGCUGAAUUGAUCCUUACCUGAUCUCUUCUGAAGAAGCUUGCAAGUUUUAAUAACUACACUACAGUAUAGUACAUAUGGGGCAGCAGCCAAGUGUUCCCAGUGAUGCUGGUGCCAGAGGUGUGGAGCCAAACACCAGCAUAUCCAGUGACCUGUCUCCAGAGGAGGACAGCAUCCCCUACACUGCUUACUCACAGGAAAAACACGGCCCUCCUCUUUCCAGUGUCACACAGUCACUUCCAGCAUACCCUCUGAGAGGUGGUGUCACCGUGGUGAAUACCCUACCUGAUGCCUCAUGGAGAGCUGCCAAACCUCUUGAGCUGCAGAAACUGGACAAACUUCCUCGGUUUUGGCCCAUUUUGAGAUCGUCGCUCGAAAGUAUGCCUCCCCAAGAAAAAAUUUCAGACGGUGUCCAGUACAAAGAGAUCCUCUCGCUCUGUAUUCGAUAUCAAGAGCAUCUGUCGGAGGCAGCAAAGAUUGUCAGUACUGAACAGAAAGCACUGGCUAGUCGACUGAAAGAUAUUGAGAUGUUCUCUGCCGGGAUAAUGCAACAGAUGAUUCGCAGACAAGAAAAUCUUUUAAGAACAAACACACAUCUUCAAAAAGUGACUGAGGUGGAGCAAGCUUUAACAAAAAUCAAGACGAAAUUGGACUCUUGUGUGCCUGUAGUGAGACGAAUGAACUCUUAUCUCCCAGAGGAGAACAGAUUGGAAACGUUCAGAUUAUUCCCAGAAGUGGAGUCGGAUAGUGAAGAUGACAAGUCAGGAGAAUCUGCAGACAGUCAAGCCACUGAUAGUUAUAGAGAACCAGACACUUAAUGUUUGUAUGAUUGUCAAUGAAUUUAUUUUGGUCUGUG
This is a messenger RNA of Halichondria panicea, 874 nucleotides long. RefSeq names its product BLOC-1-related complex subunit 5-like. Gene Ontology annotation, cellular component: synaptic vesicle membrane; BORC complex; cytoplasmic side of lysosomal membrane. Bases 96 to 836 code for a protein of 246 amino acids. The transcript has 8 exons. Gene Ontology annotation, biological process: organelle transport along microtubule; positive regulation of anterograde synaptic vesicle transport; lysosome localization. The record is from RefSeq and is a predicted model, not a curated record. NCBI's taxonomy places the organism in Eukaryota, Metazoa, Porifera, Demospongiae, Suberitida, Halichondriidae.